CGCCUGGGGGCCCGAUGCCUGUCGCCCCCAAACCGCCUGGGGGCCCGAAUGCCUGUCGCCCCGCCUGGGGGUCCGAUGCCUGUCGCCCCGCCUGGGGGCCUGAGGCCUGUCGCUCCAUCUGGGGGUCCGGCACCCGCCGCUCCCGCCCGCCGCGAGGGCCCGAGACCUUGUAGUUCCGCCCUGGGGCCCGAUGCCUGUCGCCCCGCCCGGGGGGGCCCGAUGCCCUGUCGCCCCCGCCCGGGGGCCCGGUGCCUGUCGCCCCGCCCCGGGGGCCCGGUGCCUGCCGCUCCGCCCGGGGGCCCGGUGCCUGCCGCUCCGCCCGGGGGGCCCGCUGCCUGCCGCUCUCGCCCGUAGCCCGAUCCCGAUGUGCCUCUGCCGGAGUCCAGCCCGAUGUGCCUCUGCCCGGAGUCCAGCCCGAUGUGCCUCUGCCCGGAGUCCUGCCCGAUGUGCCUCUGCCCGGAGUCC
Staurois parvus is the source of this 465-nucleotide messenger RNA. The record is from the annotation of a GenBank genome assembly. Lineage: Eukaryota; Metazoa; Chordata; Amphibia; Anura; Ranidae.